Molecule: messenger RNA, 1272 nt
Organism: Aspergillus bombycis
Lineage: Eukaryota; Fungi; Ascomycota; Eurotiomycetes; Eurotiales; Aspergillaceae
Gene: mpkA
Product: mitogen-activated serine/threonine-protein kinase SLT2
Exons: 5
Coding region: 1-1272 (423 amino acids)
Biological process (GO): intracellular signal transduction; protein phosphorylation
Cellular component (GO): nucleus; cytoplasm
Molecular function (GO): ATP binding; MAP kinase activity
Source: RefSeq, a predicted model, not a curated record
AUGGCUGAUCUACGAGGACGUAAGAUCUUCAAGGUCUUCAACCAGGAUUUUAUUGUGGAUGAACGAUACAAUGUCACUAAGGAGCUGGGUCAAGGUGCAUAUGGUAUUGUCUGUGCCGCCACGAACAUUCAAACCGGUGAAGGUGUUGCUAUCAAGAAAGUCACCAAUGUCUUCAGCAAGAAGAUCUUAGCUAAGCGUGCCUUGAGAGAAAUUAAGUUACUCCAACAUUUCCGAGGCCACCGCAAUAUCACUUGUCUCUAUGACAUGGACAUUCCGCGCCCAGAUAACUUCAACGAAACGUAUCUGUAUGAGGAGUUGAUGGAGUGUGAUCUCGCCGCUAUUAUCCGUUCCGGACAACCCUUGACCGAUGCCCACUUCCAGUCCUUUAUUUAUCAGAUUCUGUGUGGCCUGAAGUACAUCCACUCGGCCAAUGUUUUGCAUAGAGAUUUGAAACCCGGAAACUUGCUGGUCAAUGCCGAUUGUGAACUCAAGAUUUGCGAUUUCGGAUUGGCGCGUGGUUUCUCGAUUGACCCGGAAGAGAACGCAGGUUACAUGACCGAAUAUGUCGCGACAAGAUGGUACCGUGCUCCGGAAAUCAUGUUGAGCUUCCAGAGUUAUACUAAAGCUAUCGAUGUGUGGUCUGUGGGCUGCAUCCUGGCCGAACUCCUCGGCGGCCGCCCCUUCUUCAAGGGUCGUGACUAUGUCGACCAGCUCAAUCAAAUCCUACACUACCUGGGCACUCCGAACGAGGAGACCUUGAGCCGCAUCGGCUCUCCCCGGGCCCAGGAGUACGUACGCAACCUGCCUUUCAUGCCCAAGAUCCCCUUCCAGCGCUUGUUCCCCAGUGCCAACCCCGAUGCGCUUGACUUGCUUGACCGCAUGCUGGCCUUUGACCCCUCGUCGCGUAUCUCGGUUGAAGAGGCCUUGGAGCACCCAUACCUGCACAUCUGGCACGACGCAUCGGACGAGCCGACAUGCCCCACAACCUUCGAUUUCCACUUCGAAGUGGUGGACGACGUACAGGAGAUGCGUCGUAUGAUCUACGAGGAAGUCGUGCGCUUCCGUGCCGUCGUCCGGCAGCAGUCCCAGGCGCAGGCCGCCGCUGCUGCGCAACAGCAGCAGAUCGCCCAGCAGACCAACGUCCCAAUCCCCGAGAACCAACAGGGCGUCUGGAAGCAAGAGGAGCCCAAGCCUCAGGAGGCGCUCGCCGCGGGCGGUGGCGUCCACAACGAUCUGGAAUCGUCGCUGCAGCGUGGAAUGGACGUACAAUAA